AUGAGCAUUGACAACGUCUUGUUCAACAAGAAGAAAACGCUCAGCGUCAUCGUGGAGGAACGUCUACGUCAAGCGGCCGGCCAAACAUUGGCAGCGUGGGUUAUUGGCCAUGGGCCUAAGACUCCUAAGGAGGUGGUGAGCUGCCAGGCACUUCGUGAGAGGUUUCUGGAGCGGCGCCUAGCAACUCAAAGUCAAUCCAAGGCACGCCUUGACAUGCAAGCACGUGGUGCACCGGUUCCACCGAUCAAGGGUAUACCCAUUCUCUUGUUCUCAGGCGAAACAGUGAGCGAAGAAGACGAUGCCUUCGUUCACUGGGUGCACUAUGUGCGUCGCCUCAGCAACAUGUUUGCUCUAAGGGCUAGUGCCCAUGCGGCUGAUGUGCGUCUCGAACGCAAGCUUCGGUAUAAUUAUGCCAAGAUUAAGGCCAGAGGCCAAUUGCGCAAGCGCACGUGGCUAUGCUUCGGCUACUAA
Messenger RNA from Peronospora matthiolae, 471 nucleotides. NCBI's taxonomy places the organism in Eukaryota, Oomycota, Peronosporomycetes, Peronosporales, Peronosporaceae. The record is from the annotation of a GenBank genome assembly.